GAGAGCAGAGGCACCAUGCAUGGAAUCCAGAGGCCUCAGCUGCUCCUGCCGCUGCUGGCUGUGUUCUUGGGGGUCCAGGGCCGAAAUCAGGAGGAACGCCUGCUCGCUGACCUGAUGCGCAACUAUGAUCCUCUCCUGAGGCCGGCGGAGCGAGACUCCGACGUGGUCAAUGUCAGCCUGAAGCUAACCCUCACCAACCUCAUCUCCCUGAAUGAGCGAGAGGAGGCGCUCACCACCAACGUCUGGAUUGAGAUGCAGUGGUGUGACUAUCGCCUCCGCUGGGACCCUGGGGAAUACGGAGGCCUGUGGGUGCUGCGGGUGCCAUCCACCAUGGUGUGGCGCCCAGAUAUCGUGCUGGAGAACAAUGUGGACGGCGUCUUCGAAGUGGCCCUCUACUGCAACCUGCUUGUGUCUCCUGAUGGCUGUAUCUACUGGCUGCCACCUGCCAUCUUCCGCUCGUCCUGCUCUGUCUCUGUCACCUACUUCCCCUUCGACUGGCAGAACUGCUCCCUCGUUUUCCAGUCCCAGACCUACAGUACCAGUGAGAUUAACCUGCAACUGAGCCAGGAAGACGGGCAGACCAUCGAGUGGAUUUUCAUUGAUCCCGAGGCCUUCACAGAAAACGGGGAGUGGGCCAUCCAGCACCGGCCAGCCAAGAUGCUGCUGGACACAGAGGCUCCGGCCGAAGAGGCGGGCCACCAGAAGGUGGUGUUCUACCUCCUCAUCCAGCGCAAGCCCCUCUUCUACGUCAUCAACAUCAUCGCCCCCUGUGUGCUUAUCUCUUCCGUUGCCAUUCUCAUCUACUUCCUUCCUGCCAAGGCCGGUGGCCAGAAGUGUACAGUAGCCAUCAACGUGCUCCUGGCCCAGACUGUCUUCCUCUUUCUCGUGGCCAAGAAGGUGCCUGAGACCUCCCAGGCCGUUCCACUCAUCAGCAAAUACCUGACCUUCCUGAUGGUGGUGACCAUCCUGAUCGUUGUGAACGCCGUGGUCGUGCUCAAUGUGUCCUUGAGGUCCCCACACACGCACUCCAUGGCCCGAGGCGUUCGCAAGGUGUUCCUGCGGCUCCUGCCGCAGCUGCUGCGCAUGCAUGUCCGCCCACUGGCCCCAGCGGCUGUCCAGGACAUCCGGCCCCAGCUCCAGAACGGCUUCUCCUCAGGCUGGACCAUGCCAACGGGGGAGGAGGGGGGCCUCUGCCUGCCCCGCAGCGAGCUCCUCUUCCGGCAGCGGCGACGCGAUGGGCUGGUGCGAGCUGCUCUGGAGAAGCUGGAAAAAGGGCCAGAGACCGGGCAGAGUCAGUUCUGUGGCAGCCUGAAACAAGCUGCCCCCGCCAUCCAGGCCUGUGUGGAUGCCUGCAACCUCAUGGCCCGUGCCCAACACCAGCAGAAUCACUUUGACAGUGGAAACGAGGAGUGGUUCCUAGUGGGCCGUGUGCUGGACCGGGUCUGCUUCCUGGCUAUGCUCUCCCUCUUCAUCUGUGGGACCGCUGGCAUCUUCCUCAUGGCCCACUACAACAGGGUGCCAGCCCUGCCAUUCCCUGGAGACCCCCGCCCCUACCUGCCCUCACCAAACUGA
Molecule: messenger RNA, 1572 nt
Organism: Dipodomys ordii (Ord's kangaroo rat)
Lineage: Eukaryota; Metazoa; Chordata; Mammalia; Rodentia; Heteromyidae
Gene: Chrng
Product: cholinergic receptor, nicotinic, gamma (muscle)
Exons: 12
Coding region: 16-1572 (518 amino acids)
Biological process (GO): chemical synaptic transmission; regulation of membrane potential; nervous system process
Cellular component (GO): postsynaptic membrane; neuron projection; synapse
Molecular function (GO): transmembrane signaling receptor activity; acetylcholine-gated monoatomic cation-selective channel activity
Source: RefSeq, a predicted model, not a curated record